Messenger RNA from Colletotrichum orchidophilum, 915 nucleotides. RefSeq lists its product as uncharacterized. NCBI's taxonomy places the organism in Eukaryota, Fungi, Ascomycota, Sordariomycetes, Glomerellales, Glomerellaceae. The coding region runs from base 1 to 915 and encodes 304 amino acids. Gene Ontology annotation, molecular function: hydrolase activity. The record is from RefSeq and is a predicted model, not a curated record. The transcript has a single exon.
AUGGAAGCAUUUGUAAAGUCGCGAGAGACGCGGCCUCAACUCCUCCAAAGCCUACUGGCAGCACUGCCACCCCUUGACCAAUCCCUCGAAGAGUUCCGCAGCGUCGCAGCUCUCCCCGACGGCUACGAGAUUGAUCUCCAAGUCGUCCGCCCGCGCGGCGUGGGCGCGUCUAACCCGGACCGGCCUCUCAUCCUGCUGUGGCCGGGCGGCGGGUUCAUCGUCGCCGGCGUCGAGCCGACGACCCGUCCCGCGCGGGACUUUGCGCUCGAGUUCGGCGCCGUGGUAGUCAGCGCGACCUACCGUCUCGCACCCGAGAACAAGUUCCCCAGGUCGGUCAAGGACGGCUGGGAGACGGCCGUCUGGCUGUCGAGGAAUGCUGGCCGAUUCGGCGCGGAUAUUGGCAAGGGCUUCGUCGUUGGCGGGUGGUCUGCCGGUGCGAAUAUUGCCGCGGUGGUCAGCCAGAGGUCCGGCGUCGAGGGGCUGGGGAUUACCGGGACGCUUCUGGGCAUCCCGUUCUUGCUCGUCGAGGAUAUCGUGCCCGAGAAAUAUGCCGCUGAGUGGGUGUCUCGCGAGACCAACGCCGACUGGAGCCCGACGUUUACUACCGCGGUCAUCAAGGACGCGGCAAAGGGUCUGGAACCGGAGAUUACGUCGCCGUGGUAUUCGCCGUUCAACGACCCCGGAGCUAUCCCGAAAUCGCCCAGGGCGUACAUCCAGGUUGGAGACCGGGACCCGCUGAGAGAUGAUGGGUUGAUUUAUGCCAAGGUUUUGAAGGACAAUGGGGUCGAGGCGAGAGUGGAUAACUACCUGGACUGGGGGCAUCAGGGGUGGACUAUUUUCGCUCCCAAGGAUUCGCCUGCGGAGCUAGGGCCGAAUACGAUGAAGGGGAUGCGGUGGCUCUUGGGAAAGGAGUAG